AUGGACGGCAAAAACGAACAGCAAGCUGAAGCCGUCGAUUUACUGGAAGAUCUAGACUUUUUCUUGAGGAAUCAACAACCGCAAACUGUUGACAAGAAGGCGUCGGCCGAACUCUGUUCAAACUGUUCCACAUCAAACUCACCGUUGCUCUCUGCGUGCACAAGCGGUCACUUAACUUGUGUAGAAGCUGCAUUACUUGAUACUCCAACCGUUUCGUCGUGUCGUACUCCACAAGGAGCAACGGCGGCUCACAUUGCUGCGAAGCGUGGCGAUUGCGCUAGCCUCGUCAAGCUUGUAGAGGCCGACCCGACGUGCGUCUCUUCGCAAGACACAAGAGGGACGACUCCGACUCACGUGUCAGCCUAUAACGGCAAGUAUGACUGCUUGCGUGCGUUGAUCGAACGGGGAGGAUCGUCGGACGAGAAGGCACAGGACGGUGCCACUCCUAUUCAUCUCGCAUCGGCCAACGGUCACUUGGAUUGUAUUGAGUAUUUGGUCACAAAGGCGGGCGGUCAAGUCAACAGUCGGACGAAUAGUGGUGCCACGCCAGUUUACUUUGCAGCGCAAGAAGGCCAUCUUGACUGUCUGCAGUGGCUUGUAUCUGUUGCUAAAGCGGACCCCACUAUACCGUCUGCUGAUGGCAUGACGCCUUUACACGCAGCUUGUCAAACCGGCCAUCUUAAUUGCACUCAUUGGCUGGUGAGAUCGGCAGACUGUUCUCUUCGAUGUAAAACGGAAGACGGAGCAACACCAGUGCAUUUCGCAGCAGCGAAGGGUCACGUGGCCAUCUUGCAGUGGAUGUUGCAUCACAAGUUGGCGAAUGGUUCGGAGAAGGACGAGUUUGGAGCAACUCCUGUCCACGACGCUGCCGAACAGAAUCAAGUGGAAAGUCUGAGAGUCUUUCAGAUGCACAGCACAGACAUGCAUCUUCUCGACGACGAUGGAUGUACCCCCAAGGAUCUUGCCGAUCAACGAGGAAACGUGACUUGUAGCGACAUUCUCAGAGCAAUACCCAAAGGAUUGCGUCGCAAGCAGAGCACUCGUAGAGUAGAACAAGCCAUUCCCGAGAUGAUUACAAGUCUUCAGGAAUUACCACAACUCAGACUGACGAAUGAUCUUCAUGACAACAAAAGAGGUACACUAUGGGGUAAACUGUUCAACAAAAAACUUAAGAAAGGCUCUCCUCCUGGCAGCAGUCGUAGAGGCAUCACGUCGUUCUUUACUUCCUAUCGGGGAAAGAAUUCUUGAUUGUAUGACGACUUUCACCACAAUAGACCCGCUGUAUAUAAAGUACAAUUUGCGUUUCUCCAAUCUAUACAUACUAUA
This is a messenger RNA of Corticium candelabrum, 1326 nucleotides long. Its product is annotated as espin-like. Gene Ontology annotation, molecular function: protein binding. The transcript has 6 exons. Lineage: Eukaryota; Metazoa; Porifera; Homoscleromorpha; Homosclerophorida; Plakinidae. Bases 1 to 1248 code for a protein of 415 amino acids. The record is from RefSeq and is a predicted model, not a curated record.